AUGUCAUAUCCAGAAAAAUUCCAAGGUAUUGCCGUGUUGGACCACAAGGACUGGAAGAACGUCAAGAAAACCGAAUAUUCUCCAAAGAAGUUUGGCGACCACGACAUCGACAUCAAGAUCGAAGCAUGUGGUGUGUGCGGUUCUGACGUACAUUGCGCUAGCGGUAAUUGGGGGGACACGCCAAAACCUUUGGUUGUUGGACAUGAAAUAAUCGGGACCAUUGUCAAGAUGGGACCCAAGUGUAACAGCGGUUACAAGAUCGGUGACCGUGUCGGGAUGGGUGCACAAGCCAUGUCCUGCCUGGAGUGCGAUCGUUGCAUCAACGAUAACGAGCCAUACUGUGCCAAAGUGGUUUGCACGUAUGCUAAUCCAUACGAAGAUGGAUACUCUUCCAGAGGCGGGUAUGCCAACUAUGUGAGAGUCCAUGAACAUUUCGCAGUGCCAAUCCCGGAAUCGAUUCCCUCCCACCUGGCGGCCCCAUUAAUGUGCGGCGGGUUGACAGUGUUUUCACCAUUGAAGAGAAACGGUUGCGGACCAGGUAAGAAAGUCGGGAUAAUUGGUAUUGGUGGUAUCGGACAUAUGGGGAUCAUACUGGCUAAAGCCAUGGGUGCCGAGGUUUACGCCAUCUCCAGAACAUCAAAGAAAAGGGACGACGCAAUGAAGUUGGGAGCGGAUCACUUCAUCGCUAUAAAAGAGGAACCCGACUGGCACAAGGAAUAUUUCGAUAAGCUAGACCUCGUCGUAAUUUGUGCAGGGUCGCUGACCGAUAUUGACUUCAACACACUACCAAACAUUCUAACCGUGGGUGGGCGAAUCGUUUCGAUUGCCAUCCCAGAGCAGCACGAGGUUUUGAAGAUGAAACCCUUUGGUCUUGUUGGUGUCUCCAUCUCAAACAGCUUCUUGGGUUCGAUGACCGAGCUGAAACAGUUACUCAAGCUGGCUGCAGAAAAGGAGGUGAAGCUAUGGGUCGAAACUGUUCCAAUUGGCGAAAAGGGCGUCAAAGAAGUGUUCACCAGAAUGGAGAAAGGUGACGUACGUUACAGGUUUGCCCUAACCGACUUCGACAAAGAGUUCUCCUGA
Huiozyma naganishii CBS 8797 is the source of this 1080-nucleotide messenger RNA. Its product is annotated as NAD(P)-dependent alcohol dehydrogenase. Lineage: Eukaryota; Fungi; Ascomycota; Saccharomycetes; Saccharomycetales; Saccharomycetaceae. The transcript has a single exon. Gene Ontology annotation, molecular function: alcohol dehydrogenase (NADP+) activity; zinc ion binding. Gene Ontology annotation, biological process: alcohol metabolic process. The record is from RefSeq and is a predicted model, not a curated record. Bases 1 to 1080 code for a protein of 359 amino acids.